Molecule: messenger RNA, 5209 nt
Organism: Leptomonas pyrrhocoris
Lineage: Eukaryota; Euglenozoa; Kinetoplastea; Trypanosomatida; Trypanosomatidae
Product: RNA polymerase ii largest subunit (RPOIILS)
Exons: 1
Coding region: 212-5209 (1665 amino acids)
Biological process (GO): DNA-templated transcription
Cellular component (GO): RNA polymerase II, core complex
Molecular function (GO): DNA binding
Source: RefSeq, a predicted model, not a curated record
GUAGGUGUAAGUGCACGUGUGUGUUUGCAUGUAUGUGAAGUUCGUGUGUUUGUGUAGUAUUUAUUCUGCUCUGUGUAUUCGAGUAGAUCUCCCCCUCCCUUUACCCGUACUUAAAACUGUCGUUUACGGUUUCUACUACCUCGAUUUCAGCUACCAUACAUAUAUAAAGCUCUAAGCAUCACAACUCACCAACAAGCAGAAGCCAAGAAGCAUGUCCGGUGGUGCUCCGCUGCCGCCUUCGCAGAUGCCGCUGCAGAAGGUGCACGAUGUGCAGUUCGAGGUCUUCAAGGAGCGCCAGAUUAAGGCCUACGCGACCUGCCGCAUUGAACACGCCAAGUCCUACGAGCACGGCCAGCCCGUCCGCGGCGGCAUCAACGACCUCCGCAUGGGCACCACCGACUUUGACUUCAGCUGCGAGACGUGCGGGCUGAAGCACCCGGAGUGUCCCGGCCAUUUCGGCUACAUCGAGCUCGCCGAGCCGAUCUUCAACAUCAACGUCUUCGAUGUCGUGCUGAUCGCCCUGAAGUGCGUCUGCAAGUACUGCGGGGCGCUGCUGAUGGACACAAAUGACCCGACGGAGAUGAAGAAAAUCGCUCACGUGCAGGGCAUCAACCGGCUGCGCCUUGUCGCGAAGCUCUGCGGCAGCGUGUGCAAGCGCAGCAAGGACAUCCAGGGCUGCGAGGGCAAGGGCCGCCAGCCCCGCAUUGGGCGCUUCCUCGGCAUCUACCCCGGCCUGCAGGUGAAGGUGACGCAGGAGGAGCAGGAUUACGUGUGGCACGCCGAUAACGCCCGCCAGGUGCUGGACCGGGUGUCGGACAGCGACGCCCUCAUCAUGGGCUUCGACCCCCGCUUCUGCCACCCGCGCGACCUCAUCCUGACGGUGCUGCCCAUCCCCCCUCCGCAGGUACGCCCCGCCGUGGCCUUCGGCUCCGCCAAGUCCGAUGACGAGCUGACGCACCAAAUCAUGUCCAUCGUGAAGCGCAACAUCCAGCUGCGCAAGGACAAAGAGUCUGGCGUGAAGGCGGCCGUCGACCGCUCGCGGGCGCUGCUGCAGGAGCACGUGGCGACCUUCUUCAACAAUGCCUCCACCUUCUACAAGCCGGCGAAGGUGGGUGACACGAAGAAGCUGAAGUCGCUGACGGAGCGGCUGAAGGGCAAGUACGGACGUCUGCGCGGCAACUUGAUGGGCAAGCGGGUCGACUUCUCCGCCCGUACGGUGAUCACCGGUGACCCGAACAUCGACGUCGACGAGGUCGGCGUGCCCUUCUCCGUCGCCAUGACGCUGACGUUUCCGGAGCGAGUGAACGUCAUCAACAAGAAGCGGCUGACCGAGUUCGUGCAGCGCGCCACGUACCCGUCCGCGAACUACAUUAUCCGGCCCAACGGCAACGUGACGAAGCUGGCCCUCGUGAAAGACCGCAGCUCGGUGAACCUGGACGUGGGGGACGUGGUGGAGCGCCAUGUGAUUGACGGCGACGUCGUCCUCUUCAACCGGCAGCCGACGCUGCACCGCAUGAGUAUGAUGGGCCACCGCGUCCGCGUGCUGAACUACAACACCUUCCGCCUGAACCUCUCCUGCACCACGCCGUACAACGCAGACUUUGACGGGGACGAGAUGAACCUGCACGUGCCGCAGUCACUGCUGACGAAGGCGGAGCUGAUUGAGAUGAUGAUGGUGCCCAAGAACUUCGUGUCGCCGAACAAGUCGGCGCCGUGCAUGGGGAUUGUGCAGGACAGUCUGCUCGGCAGCUACCGCCUCACCGACAAGGACACCUUCGUGGACAAGUACUUCAUUCAGAGCGUCGCACUGUGGCUGGACCUGUGGGAGCUGCCCGUGCCGGCGAUCCUCAAGCCGCGUCCGCUGUGGACCGGCAAGCAGAUCUUCUCGCUCAUUCUACCCGAGGUGAACCACCCGGCCUCGCCGUACGACAAGCCGCCCUUCCCGCACAACGACAAGAAGAUCAUGAUCCAGCGCGGGCAGCUGCUGGUGGGGGCCAUCACGAAGGGCGUCGUCGGGGCGGCCCCGGGCUCGCUGAUCCACGUCAUCUUCAACGAGCGGGGCUCCGACGAGGUGGCGAAGUUCAUCAACGGUGUGCAGCGAAUUACGACCUACUUCAACUAUUGCUUCGCCUUCUCGGUCGGGGUGCAGGACACGGUGGCGGAUGCGAGCACUCUGAAGGAGAUGAACAACGUCCUGCACAAGACCCGCCAGUCCGUCGAGAAGAUCGGCGCGGCGGCCAACAACGGCAAGCUGACCCGCAAGGCUGGCAUGAGUCUGCUUCAGUCCUUCGAGGCCGAUGUGAACAGCGCGCUGAACAAGUGCCGUGAGGAGGCCGCCAAGAAGGCGCUGAGCAACGUGCGCCGCACCAACAGCUUCAAGGUCAUGAUUGAGGCCGGCAGCAAGGGCAGUGAUUUGAACAUUUGCCAAAUUGCCGUCUUCGUCGGCCAGCAGAACGUCGCGGGCAGCCGCAUCCCCUUCGGCUUCCGCCGUCGCACGCUGCCCCACUUCAUGUUGGACGACUACGGUGAGACGUCGCGUGGGAUGGCGACCCGCGGGUAUGUGGAGGGGCUGCAGCCGCAUGAGUUUUACUUUCACACGAUGGCCGGCCGCGAGGGGCUCAUCGACACCGCCGUGAAGACCUCCGAUACGGGCUACCUGCAGCGCAAGCUGGUGAAGGCGCUGGAGGACGUCCAUGCCGCCUACGACGGCACGGUGCGUAACGCCAACCAGGAAUUGGUUCAGCUGGCCUACGGUGAGGAUGGGCUCGAUGGGGCGCGUAUUGAGGGCAAUCAGACCUUUUCUAUCCCGCACAUGACGAACAACGAGCUGGCCGACAAGUACCGUUACGAGUACAACGACGAGGGCAGCUUCUCAGAGAACAUGGGUGGCAGCUACAUGGACACCUUUGUGCGAGACUCGCUGCUGCGCGACCCGCAGAGCGUGUCGAAGCUGCACGAGGAGUACAACCAGCUCAUGAAGGACCGUGACAUGUCGCGCCUCAUCAUCGACAUGGAAGAGAAGAACAAGCUCAAGAUGAACUUGCCGGUGAACGUCGCGCGGCUCAUUCAGAACGCACGCACGACGAUGGGCAAGCGCAGCCAGGUAUCGAACCUGAACCCCAUCACCGUCAUUCAUCGUGUGCGGGAGCUGCAGGAGGAUCUGGUACAGCUCUUCCCCUCCUAUCACAAAGACUACAGUGGCCGCUUCUUGAAUGUGCUGAGCCAGCAGCGCGUCGAGCGGGCGCUGACGCUCUUCGGCAUUCACCUGCGCCAGAUUCUCGGCUCGAAGCGGGUGCUGAAGGAGUACAAGCUGAACGACAAGGCCUUCGAGUACUUGCUGAAGGAGAUCCGCACCAAGUACCAGCAGUCCCUCAUCGCCCCAGGCGAGAUCAUCGGCGCUAUCGCCGCCCAGUCGUGCGGCGAGCCGGCCACGCAGAUGACACUAAACACCUUCCACAACGCCGGCAUCUCGUCCAAGAACGUCACCCUCGGCGUGCCGCGCCUGCUGGAGCUGCUGAACGUCAGCAAGAACCAGCGCAACGCGAGUAUCGCCGUCUGCCUCACCCGCGAGUACCAGCAGCGGCAGAAGGCGCAGGAGGCGCAGCAGUACAUCGAGUACUGCACCCUGGCGAACAUCACGACGACGGUGCAGAUCAUCUACGACCCCGACCCGCUCAACACCGUCGUCGCCGAGGACGUGAACAUUCUGGAGUGGGAGCAGGCGGUGAUGAACGAGGAUGAGCGGCUGGACGCGGAGCAGCCCUCGCCCUUCAUCGCCCGCCUCAUCCUCGACACGGAGCUCUUCAACGACAAGCGGCUGAACAUGAAGGACGUGAAGAGCGCCAUUCGGCAGAUGGACGACUCCUACCUGGUGCAGGCGAACCUGGAGAACGACGGGCACCGGGUGGUGCGUCUGCGGCCGCGCAAGUGUGCAGGGGCCGACUCGGUCCCUGAGCUGACGAAGGCGGUCGCGCAGCUGCUGCAGAACGUCCACCUGCGCGGCAUUCCCGGCAUCAAGAAGACGCUGCUAAAGGAAGGCACCACCUUCAGCGUGGACCCGGCCACCGGCGGCAUCGUGAAGGAGUCGAGCUGGAUGGUGGACACGGAGGGCACGGCGCUGCAGCGCAUCUUUGUCGGUGUGGUGAACCACCAGGGCGUCAACAUCGUCGACUUCGCCAAGACGAGCAGCAACAAGAUUCCGGAGAUCGCGACGGUGCUGGGGAUUGAGGCGGCGCGGCGCAAGCUGCUCUUCGAGCUGCGCGAGGCCUACCUCGCCUACGGCUUGAACAUCAACUACCGCCACUACACCAUCUUGGUGGACACGAUGUGCCAGCGCGGCUAUCUGAUGGCGGUCAGCCGCACCGGCAUCAAUCGCAGCGAGACGUCCGGCCCCCUCAUGCGGUGCUCCUUUGAGGAGACGGUGAAGGUGCUCAUGGCUGCGGCGGCCUUUGGGGAGAAGGACCCGGUGCGGGGCGUGUCGGCAAAUCUCGUCCUGGGCAACCAGGCCCGCAUCGGCACUGGCCUCUUCGACUUGAUGCUGGACAUGAGUAAGCUGCAGCACGUGGUGCCGCUGGACAAGGCGACGGAGGGGCGCACGUCGAACGUGUACCACACCGAGGCCUCCGUCGCACCCGGGUCGUCGAUGCAGGGCCUGCACAGCGACCUGCCGCCGUCGACGGUGCACGAGAACAGCUCCAUCGGCAUCGGGGCCUCCUCCGUCUACCCGCGGCAGGGCGGUGGCGCAGGCGGCGUGGUGGGCCCCUACGCUGGCAUGGCGAUCGAGGCGAGUCAGGUGCUCUUCAGCAGCGUGCUGCACCCCAGCAUGGGCGCCGCGCUGGCUGCCUCGAACACGAGCGACUACCACAGCAGCCAGCACCUCUCCGGGGCCUCUACCUACGUGGCGUCGUCAAACAUGGCGAGUGUGAGUGCCCUGGAUGUGGAUCUGUCGUCCUAUCACUUGCAGUCGGUUGCCCCGACCUUCCAUGGAGGAGCCGGUGGCGGCUACGGGUCGCUGCCAGGGGGGAUGCCCAUGCCGGGGGCGCCGGCGAUCGGCGGCAGAGGUCAGCCCUACCCCUUCGAGGACUCAAACGGUAGUCUGAGCGGCCUCGCGGGUGCGCUGAGUGGGGUGGCGAACUCUCGCGCCAGCGCGCCGUACGACCCGAAUCAGCCGUCGCACGACUUCUCACCGACGGAGGAACAGGAGGAAUAA